CGCGUUUACUAAAUGCUGACGGAUUAGAAGAACGUUAUUAGCGAACGUACCCGUAUUUGUUGGUGUGGUUGGUUUACAUGACAGGGUUUUGGUCUAAUUUGCUAGCAGUAGCUAACGUCAACUAGCCAUCUAGCAACUUUGGCUCGUUAACUGCUCUCUGAUAAACAAGUACAGUCAACUGGUAGCUCGGUUUUGAGUGUUUUUGCCUGGUCAGUCGGACUUAAACUUGUUUGCUCUCUUAAAAUGGAAGUUUUAACACGACAUUGAAAAGGAGCUGUCCUGAAGUCACAGAUAAAAGAUGUCUCACAACGACGAGGGAUAUGUGGUACGCAUCCGUGGUUUACCUUGGUCGUGCACACAAGAGGAAGUGGCCUCGUUUUUCUCUGACUGUGACAUUGUAGGGAAAGUGAACGGGGUGUGCUUCACCUUCUCCAAGGAGGGAAGGCCCAGUGGAGAGGCUUUUGUCGAGCUAAAAACAGCAGAGGACUUUAAAAAAGCCCUUGCAAAGGAUCGUAAAUAUAUGGGCCAUCGAUAUAUUGAAGUGUUCAAGUCGAACCGCAGUGAGAUGGACUGGGUGCUGAAACGCUGUGGCCCAACAGACUAUGACAGCUGUAGUGGCUGCAUGCUAAGGCUCAGAGGACUGCCUUUCGGCUGCAGUAAAGAGGAAAUUGUGCAGUUCUUUGCAGGGUUGAAAAUCGUGCCAAAUGGGAUUACAUUGCCGAUGGACUACCAGGGGAGGAGCACAGGGGAAGCCUUCGUGCAGUUUGCCUCAAAGGAGAUAGCAGAAAAAGCUCUGGGGAAACACAAGGAAAGAAUAGGGCACAGGUACAUAGAGAUAUUCAAAAGCAGCCGAAAUGAAAUCCGUGCAUACUAUGAAGUGCCCCGAAGAAUGAUGGGACAGAGGCCUAGUCCAUAUGACAGACCAAUGAUGGGUCGUGGGGGCUUCUUUGGUCCUGGACCUGGAAGGGGGGGUGCUGUUAUGGACCAGAUGCGCAGUGGAGGUGGUUACAGUAGUGGUUAUGGUGGCUUUGACAACUACAAUGGCUUCAACAACUACUGCUUUGGUAAUGGAAUGUUUGAAGAGCGGGCGAGAGGUGACCGAGGAAGAGGAGGGAUGGGAGGUCAUGGCUACAGCACAGGAGAAGCUAGCUCAGGCUUUCACAGUGGACACUUUGUACAUAUGAGAGGUCUUCCCUUCCGUGCAACAGAGGCAGACGUAGCCAAUUUCUUUGCUCCACUGAAUCCGAUACGGGUGCACAUUGAUGUCGGUCCCAAUGGCAAGCCUACUGGAGAGGCAGACGUUGAGUUUGGAUCUCAUGAAGACGCUGUAUCGGCCAUGUCAAAAGACAAGAACCACAUGCAACACCGUUAUAUAGAGCUUUUCUUGAACUCGACCUCGAGUGGAGCAUCUGAAAUGGGUCGUGGCGGUGGUUUCUAUGGCAACUCUGGAGGCAUGGGCUCUCGAGGAAGUGGACUGAGGGGCAUGUUCUGAAGAGAACAUUUUACAAGAAGUAAUUUUCUGAUAGAAGGAUCUUUUCUAUUGAGAUGUAUCACAUGUUCAUAUAAAAUUUAAGCAGAAUUUUUUUCCAGACUCAGAGAGUGGAAUUAAAAAGUAUAAAGUAUAUAAAUAAUUAUAUAUAGGUUGACCAGCAACUGUACAUUUUGCUUAUUAAAUUUUAUAUUAAAUUCUCCUGUGUUUGUUUCACUCGUUACUUUUUUUAAAAUCUGUUGUCAUCUAUGUAGAUCUGCAAUCUCAAGGGUCACUGUGAUGGGCUGCCGUCUUUACUGAAUAAGAUUAGCAAGCCUUUUUCCCCAGCAAAUGAAUUGUUUUGGCUGUUAACUGUUUUUCUUGACUAGUCACUUUAAAUGCAGACUUGCUGUUCAAGUAAUGAUUGUCAAUUGAAUCAUUUCUUAUAAGUUAAAAAAAUGUUCCUUGCAAAAUAAACUUUUUAAGUGUUUACAGGUCAUUGCAAAACCUUUGUUCUGAUUACAUGAUACCUUUAACAUUGCUGUUUUCACAGAUGGGGAAUAUUUGCGUUUUCAUUUGAUGUAUGUUGCAUUUCUCUGAAGGACUGUACAAGGCACACCUACAUUAAAACAGAAAUGUUUAUGUAAAAUUU
Colossoma macropomum (tambaqui) is the source of this 2120-nucleotide messenger RNA. RefSeq names its product heterogeneous nuclear ribonucleoprotein H3 (2H9) (gene hnrnph3). Gene Ontology annotation, molecular function: RNA binding. Bases 299 to 1492 code for a protein of 397 amino acids. Gene Ontology annotation, biological process: regulation of RNA splicing. Gene Ontology annotation, cellular component: ribonucleoprotein complex; nucleoplasm. The transcript is spliced from 10 exons. Lineage: Eukaryota; Metazoa; Chordata; Actinopteri; Characiformes; Serrasalmidae. The record is from RefSeq and is a predicted model, not a curated record.